This is a messenger RNA of Colletotrichum truncatum, 210 nucleotides long. The record is from RefSeq and is a predicted model, not a curated record. Lineage: Eukaryota; Fungi; Ascomycota; Sordariomycetes; Glomerellales; Glomerellaceae.
AUGCCCUACGCAUCGCCGCCGCCGCUGGCUAGCAGCGAUGGCUACGCAUCCAGGGGCCUUGAAAGUCAGGAUACACCAGAAACUGUCGUCUCCACCAGCCCUACGCCCGGUGUUCAGUUCCACAUGGCCACACAAGAAGACCUGCGGCAUCAAUCCUACGACUUCCUGCGAUUCGUGAGCAACGAGGAUAUGACGAACGACAAGUCGUGA